AUGACUUUCUACAGGGACCUCUAUGACGAUGGUUUCUACUCCCAGUAUGGCUAUGAAGACCUCUAUGGUUUGGGGGGCCUGAAUGGCUUCCGAUUUGGGAGCCCAUAUGGCUACUACCGGGACCAGUACCGAUAUGGGAGCCCAUAUGGCUUCAGAAGCUUUGGGAACCUGUAUGGGAACAGAGGCUUGAACAGUUAUGGGGGCUACUAUGGGAACGGGGAUCUGUACGGAUUCGGGUCUGGCUACCCCUUCUUUUCUCAUUUUGGAAACAGAUACAACUAUUGAAGCUGCCAUCCAUGCUGAACCAGCAGAAAUAGCACCCAAGGAAUGAAAUGCAGGACACAGAUUCAUGGCUACGGUUACGGUGCUGAGAAACGCCAAGCACCCGUACCUCUGUCUGAGCUCAGGGGGACACAUGGGUGCCAGGCUGUGUAAGACUACCCCAUAGUUACCCUCUCUAACACCUCCUGUCUCUUCAACUAUUACUCUAAAGGGCAACUUGAAUUACGGCAAGUACUGAGGAACCUUUGCAGCAUGUUGAUGGAGGAAAGCAAGACUUUUAGGUGUGAGUAAGGUGCCUUCUGAGUUAAUUCAUGGCACUUCGUAUUGCCAUAGUAAUAGAAGUUUCUGCAACCACCAUGAACAAGUCCACUUUGCUCAGCUAUAAACUUCACCAAAGAUGACACCUCGUAGAGAAGCUCCUGCUGUAUAACCAUGCUGUCCCUCAUCCAUCAGUGAUUUACAACCAACUCUGCAAGCAAGAAACACGUCUGGACCAUCAAACUCCACCAUUUCCCCAAGCAGGGAGCACAGUCCAGCAUUGGACACACUCUGCUUGCAGAAGACCCUUUUGUAGAACUACAAACUUAUCCUUUCUGUUACUCACUGUUUCUCAUUUUCAUUAAAAUUAUUCUGU
Molecule: messenger RNA, 916 nt
Organism: Calidris pugnax (ruff)
Lineage: Eukaryota; Metazoa; Chordata; Aves; Charadriiformes; Scolopacidae
Product: probable peroxisomal membrane protein PEX13
Exons: 1
Coding region: 1-285 (94 amino acids)
Source: RefSeq, a predicted model, not a curated record